Messenger RNA from Calliphora vicina (urban bluebottle blowfly), 1112 nucleotides. Its product is annotated as sepiapterin reductase. Gene Ontology annotation, biological process: tetrahydrobiopterin biosynthetic process. The record is from RefSeq and is a predicted model, not a curated record. The coding region runs from base 68 to 886 and encodes 272 amino acids. The transcript has a single exon. NCBI's taxonomy places the organism in Eukaryota, Metazoa, Arthropoda, Insecta, Diptera, Calliphoridae. Gene Ontology annotation, molecular function: sepiapterin reductase (NADP+) activity.
CUUUAAUAAAGAUAGAAAAAAAACUUAAUUUUAAUAAUAAAAACAAACACAAACACACUCAAAUAAAAUGUCUUCGAAAAAGAUGGACUUAAAUAAAAUGUGCUUCUUUGUCCUGAGCGGUGUCUCCAAUCCCUUGGGCAAAGAAUUGGCAGUUGAAAUGUGUCGUCGCUUUAAAGCGGGAUCUGUCGCCAUGCUCAUCGAUGGCGAGGAACAAAAUCUACAAGAAGUUCGCAAAGAAAUCGAAUCUCUUGAAAAUAAUAUCCAAGUCGUUUGCUGUAACUUGAACGACUGGCAACAAGCAGACUACAAAUUAUUCCACAAUUUACUUUCCACUGUACUCAGCCAUGAAGUUAACGGCAACAAGCAGUUCGAGCUUGCAUUUAUCGUACACAAUGAGGGCAAUACCGCCACCCAUAUGCUAAUGGAACCCCAAAGCAAGGACCAAUGGACAUCGUAUGUGCAACAAACCCUAUACGCUGCCAUUGCCCUCAAUCAGGAAUUCAUUAAAUGCCAACAACUGCAUGGCUUACCAAAACUGAUGGUCAACAUUAAUUCCAGUCUAUGGGUUCAACCAUUGAUCUUCAACUCAUUGCUUUGUUCCAGCAAGAAGGCCCGUGAUAUGUACUUCCGUUCGGUGGCCGCCGAAGAGGCCGACAACGCCGUUAUUGCAAUGAACUAUGGACCUGGCAUUUUCGAUACCCACGAGCCAGUAUACGAUUGCAAUAACAAUAUCAUUGACAUUGAAGAACUGGUGGGCGAUAGCAAAAUUCUCAAGUUACCCCGUGUGGAGCCAUUGCAGACCACACUUAAGCUUAUUAACAUUUUGGAGGAAACCUCAUUCAUUUCCGGACACGAUGUCGACUACUACGACACCUACAACUUAUGAGUCGUACUCUAUAAAUAUUGCCGGAAGCACUUGGCAACCGGUGAUAUUUAUACGAUAUUGCAACAAUUUUUAGACUACGGCUGUGUUAUAAAUGACGACGAUAGAGAUCACGAUUUGAAUGAGGAUGUUGAUAAUGUUGAAUUUAUUCAUUUAAUAAAUAAAUUGCUGAUUACGAUUCUAGUUGCUCUGACUUCUGCAGAGCGGGAAGAUAAUGAAAAAACUGAAA